GGAGAGCCAGGCUGAAUUUCUUCGUCUUUCUCAACUACUUUUAUUCCACUUAAAUCCUUCAAAGUCUUAUUUGCAUGAUCAUGUUGACAAUGCGACGUUCCUUCGUGGUGCUUGUGACUUUUACAAAACUGUCUCCGUUCCGUCACACAGUGUUUGUUUUCACUGUGGUGGUUGUUUAUCCGUUCGUCUUUGGCCGAGUUUGAGCUCCUGUGUCCUUUCCAGGACAGAUGUUCACCGCUGCCGCCGCAUCAUUGCGACCCUGCCUCUGACUCACCAUCACAUGCUGCUGCUGCUGCCCGGUGCGUCUGCCGAUCCGCGCCGCUGGUGAUGGGAACUCUUUGGGACUGUCUGGCGCAUGAAGGAUCCUCACGGUUCAGUUUUCCCAAAGCACUCAGCUGCUGGUGGCUCUCACUGACUGAAAGGACGCGGGAGAUAACUUGUAUUUAAGUUAGAUUUUUAUUUUAAAUGUUUUUAGUUCAACAGAUGUUUGUGUUUUAUUUUUUUUUUUUCUGCUGCAUCUAUUUUGAUUAGAAUCCGCAUUGAUUUCGUUUGGUGAUGCGCAAAAUAUCCAGCAUGUAGCUUAUUUUGAACCCAGCACGCCCACACCUCUUUUGAACAAGCACCAAAUAUUACUGGACCACUUUCGAGUGCGUGUUUCAGAUGAAGAGGAUAAUUUGGAGUUACCUAAAAUAGCCAGGUGUUUGUGUCAGACUCUGCAGAGGACUGUCUGCUCACUGGAGGUCCUCAGAAGUUCCGCUCAUAACUGCAACUUGUUUACCCUUCUCUGUAAACAAGCUUUACGCAAGGAUUUUUUGGUUUUACGCACGGCUGCCAAUCUGUGCCAUCACCUCUGCACCUCAAACACUGAUGAUGGGAGGAAAGGGCAGCGUCAAUGGGCGUGAGGAGUCCCAGACCCGGGGUGCCUUCAGCAGUAAGGGCCAGGCACGGCCCCGUGAAUAACCGCGCAACGACAGCAUGCCCUCUUGGCCCAAUCUCUCGCUGUGCCUCUCCCAUAACUGCAGCUGGGAGGAGACCCACAACGCCACAAGGAACGCUGACCUUGGCCUGCCUCCUCUUAAUUACUACUCAAUCCCUCUCCUCACUGUCAUCACCGUCGCCUGCACGCUGCUGUUUCUGAUCGGGGUGACCGGGAACGUCAUGACCAUCUUGGUGGUCAGUAAGUACAGGGACAUGCGCACUACCACUAACCUGUACCUGUGUAGCAUGGCCGUGUCAGACCUGUUCAUCUUCCUCUGUAUGCCACUGGACCUUUACCGGAUGUGGAGGUACAGGCCCUGGCGGUUUGGGGCCGCGCUCUGCAAGCUCUUUCAGUUCGUGUCAGAGUCAUGCACCUACUCCACCAUCCUGAGCAUCACUGCGCUCUCAGUGGAGCGCUACCUGGCCAUUUGUUUCCCGCUGCGUGCCAAGGCCCUGGUUACCAAAAGGCGGGUGCGCGCCCUCAUUCUGCUACUCUGGACAGUGUCUCUGCUGAGCGCCGGGCCUGUGUUUGUCAUGGUGGGAGUGGAGCGUGACAGUAUGUGGCCAGAUUACAGCUCGGGAAUGAAUGAGACUGGCUUCUCCCCGGAGGAAACGGACACCCGGGAGUGUAAGAUGACGCAUUACGCAGUGGAGUCGGGCCUGAUGGGGGCCAUGGUGUGGUUAAGCUCUGUGUUCUUCUUCAUGCCGGUCUUCUGUCUCACAGUGCUCUACAGCCUCAUAGGCCGCAGGCUGUGGCAGAGGCACAGAGAGACAAACAUCAGCUCCCGUGUGGCUCACCGGGAUAAAAGCAACAGGCAGACCAUCAAGAUGCUGGUGGUGGUGGUCCUGGCCUUCGUUCUAUGCUGGUUGCCGUUCCAUGUGGGUCGCUACCUGCAGUUCCGCUUUCUGGACGCACCGUCCCCGCUGCUGUCUGUGUUGUCCGAGUACUGCAGUUUGGUGUCCGUGGUUCUCUUCUAUCUGAGCGCCGCCAUCAACCCCAUCCUCUACAACACCAUGUCCUGGAAGUACAGGGGCGCAGCGGCGCGCCUCUUCGGCCUGACCGACAGUCAGCCUACAAGAGGCCGCACAGCCAGCACCAUGAAGGGAGACGGCUCAAACGGCUGGACGGAAUCCACAGUUAGCUUCUAAACGCAUGACUGUCAAAAAAGUGUGGAUAUGAUUUGAAAAACUAUCAGUCACAAGAUGAUAACACUCACCCAAAGCCAUUAUUUCUGUCAGGGCCUAAUAGAAAAACUGUUCUGCACAUGUGAGUGCAGCACUUGCCUUUAUUCAACUGGGACAAAAAGAAACAGGAUGAGAAAAGUGCAAACCACAAAAAGCUGUAAGCCUCUAUCUACUUUGUCAGCACGCAUCAAUAGAACUUCGAUUUUUGUCAAACAGUUCAUUUUCUUGUUGGAUUAUUUCAGCAAGUGCCAUCCAGUAUUCAUACAACACACUCAGCAGCAUUUCAAAAGCACCACUGGUGGAGUGGAAAACACACACACACACACCAGCCUCAAGUGCUUGUACUGAUCCAAAUGUGAACAACAUGGGGGCUCACACGCCCGGAAUACAUGCACACAUAUAAAUAUAAUAGACAUUUACAAUUGCCUUAUAUUGUAUUCAUACUCUGGAUGACAAAGAAAGCACUGUAGAAUUUGUGGCACUGGUCUGCACUCCUUCAGGGAGUGGCAGCGGUGCAGUGUGUGUGUGAGUGUGUUUGUGUGCGUGUGUGUGUGUGUGUGUGUGUGUGUGAGUGAGUGAGUGAGUGUGAGAGAGAUAUAAAGAGAGAUUUGCAUGUGUGUAUUGUGUGCCAGGUGUUGUUCUUCAGGAUGUGAUUUCUGUUAUUUGUUAGAGUGUGAAGAUGUAAAUGUACUUUGUCACUGUUAUUACAUUUCGUUGCCCCCUACCUUGGAAAUGGAAGUCCCUGCUGUGUCGACGCUGCCAAGACAGGCCAACGGGGUUUGGGUUCAUGUCCUGAAACUAAGAGAAUGAAUAUUCCUGUGA
Molecule: messenger RNA, 2985 nt
Organism: Epinephelus lanceolatus (giant grouper)
Lineage: Eukaryota; Metazoa; Chordata; Actinopteri; Perciformes; Serranidae
Gene: ghsra
Product: growth hormone secretagogue receptor a
Biological process (GO): G protein-coupled receptor signaling pathway; hormone-mediated signaling pathway
Cellular component (GO): plasma membrane
Molecular function (GO): growth hormone secretagogue receptor activity
Source: RefSeq, a predicted model, not a curated record